GUACACGAGCUCUGUGACAACUUCUGCUCCCGGUACAUUACAUGUCUGCGCGGAAAGAUGCCAAUCGACCUGGUGAUCGAGGAUCGUGAUUCUGCCGGCUCAACCGGCUCCGCAACGAGUCCCCAACCCGCCAAUGGGUCUGCAGUCACGAGCGACUCCAGCUGUGGCAACACGAGCUCUUUCCGCGGCGGUCUCGCCGGCUCCAUGACGACGCAUGGCGCCGGCGGCGGGGCCACUGCCCGAGACGACUCGCCCGGCGGCAUCUGCCCAAUGGGCUACUCGCACCCGCCGCAACAGCAACACCCGCACCAUCACCAACACCAACAUCAGCAUCAGCAUCAACAUCAACAGCCUCAUCAUUCGAUGCAUGCGAGUGGCCAGGGCCUGGGCCAUCUACAGACGACACCCCCCUCAGCUGGCCAUCAUCACCAGCACCAGCAACAGCAUCAACAUCAACAUCAGCACCAACAGUCACACCAUCCCGGGCACGUUUCAGACGGCCCCGCUACGGGCAGCCUCAGUCCCGUCCUCUCGGGCGUCACGCCGCUUCAUGGCCAACCGGCCAGUCUGACUCCAUCACCAUCGCCGUUGCCGCCACAUCUCACUCCCUCCAACGGCACCGACUACUCCGCAGCAACCUGUACUGCGUCGAGCACAGCAACAGCCGCGGCCGCCGCGGCCGCCGCUGCCGCUGCCAGCCUCUACGGCGGUCUCUACGCCUCGUCGGACUCCACGAAUGGCAUGAGCGCUGGCGCCUCCGGCCCCGACGGUAGCCCAUCCGGCUACGAGCAUGCGUCACAUGUCGCCUACCCGACGCCCGGCUACUCUGCCCACAUGACUCACCCUUCGCCGCCGGGCCCAGCCUCAGCUGCGGGUCGGCAGAGCCUCGAGGCGGCCUACUACGCGUCGGGCGGACCGGCCACCUCGACCGGCUAUUCGGCAUUCAUGGCGCCCGGGCUCGAAUCCCAACCGCAGCACCACUCGGGCCACCACCUCGCCCAGCCGAACGGCUACUAUCCGACGCCCGGUCCGGAGGCCGGCCAACCGGACGCCCAGUUCGCCGGACUCGACGUGCCUGGCUACCCGAGCCCCGGUUACCCGGUCGGUCUGCUCUCGCACUCGCACUCGCACUCGCAUCAUCCUUCUGUACCGAACACACACCAUGCGCAACAGGCAGGCCAACACCAUUCGCAUCAUUCGCACCAGAGUCAGCACAACCAACAUCACCACCUCACGUCGGGGCACCAGCAACAGGUGUCUGGCUAUUCGGGCCAAGUUGGCGUCGAAUCGCCGGCCGCCAGCUCGUACCACUCCGCCAUGGCGGGUGGACUGCCGUUGGCGUUGCACAACUCGUUGGCCGCCACGGCUGCUCUCCUCUCCGGCCAGACCGCCGGAGGGCCCGGACACUCAGAAGCGCCCCUCUCCGUCAACACCAGCACCUCUUCUUCCUCGUCCACCACCGGCCUCCUGGCCAGAUCCAAGGUGAGCCAUGCAACCAACACAACGACAUGUAUCCCUUGGGAAAGGACAGUUCAGCCGGGCAUUUGA
Messenger RNA from Protopolystoma xenopodis, 1548 nucleotides. NCBI's taxonomy places the organism in Eukaryota, Metazoa, Platyhelminthes, Monogenea, Polystomatidea, Polystomatidae. The record is from the annotation of a GenBank genome assembly.